Molecule: messenger RNA, 777 nt
Organism: Metarhizium album ARSEF 1941
Lineage: Eukaryota; Fungi; Ascomycota; Sordariomycetes; Hypocreales; Clavicipitaceae
Exons: 2
Coding region: 1-777 (258 amino acids)
Source: RefSeq, a predicted model, not a curated record
AUGUCUUCACCCCCUAUGGCCACCGUCGGAAGCCAAGAGAUGCCAGAAGUAGCUGAUGCAAUUAUGGCUAUACGGCGAGAUGUUGGUGCCUUGAGGGUAGAAAUCAGUCAAGGCCUUGACAAAGUACGCGAUUCGAAUUUGGGAUUUGAAGAGCGGCUCCUUGAUGUCGAAGAGACGUUUUUGAAAGACUUCACUACCCGACUUGACUCUCUAGCACUCGACAGCAUGACCACCCGAGUCGACAUACAAGCUCUGGGGCUGGAUAUUGACCAGGCCCAUGACCAUGUAUGCACCACGCUUGACGAGCUUCGCAGCGGAAUAUUCAAAGCUGUGCAAGACUCGGACGGAGUUAUAUCUGGCAGACUUGACAGAUUGUCAAAGGCCAUCAUCGACGUCAACAGUCGAUCCAAACAUGCCUUUCUGGAGAUUGGCCGAGGCCUUGAUGUGAACCACCAUGCCUUUGUAACAAGGCUCGACGAAGUAUCCGAGGAUAUCAAUUCGACUGUCUGUAGAAAGAUCGACAACGUAAACGACAAUCUCAACAAGCUCGUUGUUGAGACAAGAGACCACCUGCAGGAUCGGUUUGAUGAGGUCCAAGAGGAAGUGGAGAGCUCACGUCGCCGAAUACACGAGAAAUUGAACAAUGUACACGAGGCCCUUGCUGGCAUCAUGAAUAUUUCACGAGACAAAGUCCUUCGCAAGAUGGAGCGGACCACAUCAUUGCUCAGCUCAAUGCAACCGCUGAUGCGCGAGCUGAGGAAGAGCCAAAAAGGGUAG